GUGUCCCCAUUUCCGUAUUGACGUCACCACCUCGCUUUGACAGGAAUGCCCCGGUCUAUUUAUAGUAACCAACUACUAAGACUUACAUCAGAGCCACUAGUAAACAAAGGCUGAUGUCUAGACUGGGAGUUGUUGUGUUUGGGGCGGGUAUAGCAGGAAAAGUGAGGAUACGUGACAUUGGAGCAGUGGACUUUCCAGAAAGAACAUGGACUCUUGCAGGAUUUGUCUCACGACGCGAUAUUGAGAUAGAAGGUGCAUGCAGACUUACAGAAGAGGAGGCAUUUUCAAGAGCUGACAUAAAUGCAGUUGUUGUUUGUACUGAGAAUAAUUCACAUGAACGGAUUAUCAGAAAUGCUCUAAAGCACGGCAAGCAUGUAUUGGUGGAAUAUCCAGUGGCAACAAAUGCCCUGGCAACUAGAGAAUUGUUUGAACUAGCUGAACAGAAAGGUGUUAUACUACACGAGGAAAAUAUUGCGUUGUUGACCACAGGCUUUCAGUCAAUGAGAGAUAAACUUGCGGCUGUCUCACAGCCCAUUGUGAAGGGAGAAAUAAAGUUGAAUGGCAGUUACAACGGUUGGGUAGAAGAUUUUAUGAAGUCAGGGGGCCCAUUCUGUGUUAAUGUCACUCUGAUCCAGAGUGUGUAUGAGUUGCUAGGCAAAACCCGUCUCCAGGCAACCGGGGGGCAACUGGAUGUCAGUGAUGAAGAGUUCACAGCCACAGCCGAGUUAUCAUGUGAUAUAUGCAGAGAUCUCACUUUGACCGUACGUCGCACAAAACAAAGGUCCCCCCGAGAGAAGGUGAUGAGAUUUACCCUAGCUGAUGGGACCGUGAUCGAAGAGACCCCAGAGAAACCUGCAUCAACUCCCCAGGGAGGAGCUGGUCCCAAAAAACCAGGUCUGUUUAUGGAAGAUUUCCUGCAAUUUGUUGGCAAAGUUCAGGGAACUAUUGACCCGUCAGCAGAUAUGGCGCGCACGUUACACUGCAUUCAAGUGGCAGCCGACAUCCACGGGCUCAUGGGGCUGGCAGUGGAACGUUCUUCAAUUUGAUCUUGGUCCAAUUGGUGUAGAGUUAUAUGGUGCUGGUUACAAAAUACAUAAUAUAAAGUC
Dreissena polymorpha is the source of this 1106-nucleotide messenger RNA. RefSeq names its product biliverdin reductase A-like. Gene Ontology annotation, molecular function: nucleotide binding. The record is from RefSeq and is a predicted model, not a curated record. The transcript has 8 exons. Bases 114 to 1046 code for a protein of 310 amino acids. NCBI's taxonomy places the organism in Eukaryota, Metazoa, Mollusca, Bivalvia, Myida, Dreissenidae.